Messenger RNA from Coregonus clupeaformis (lake whitefish), 1569 nucleotides. Its product is annotated as acyl-coenzyme A thioesterase 9, mitochondrial-like. Gene Ontology annotation, biological process: acyl-CoA metabolic process. The record is from RefSeq and is a predicted model, not a curated record. The transcript is spliced from 15 exons. Gene Ontology annotation, molecular function: fatty acyl-CoA hydrolase activity. NCBI's taxonomy places the organism in Eukaryota, Metazoa, Chordata, Actinopteri, Salmoniformes, Salmonidae. The coding region runs from base 140 to 1420 and encodes 426 amino acids. Gene Ontology annotation, cellular component: mitochondrion.
GUCCACAGGAAAGCAUCUACAAUUUCACUGCUGUCACUCUUGGCAAGAUUAGCUUAAUCUGUCCCCCCGUUUUGGAGUUGUAUUUUGGUAUUUAGCAAAUUCAUCUAACUUCUCAAACAUCUUCAUAUAGCACACGGAAAUGCUGUCACCGAGGUUCCGGUUGCUAAGGUCGGUGGCGUCCCUGACAACCAGGACGUUCUCCCUGGGGCCUGUAUCUCUGCAGGGGAAGGGCCUGGACAUGUCUGAGGUGCGCAACAGGCUGAGAGAGAUUGUGGGAGCGUCCACUAACUGGAGAGACCACCAGCAGGCGUUAGCUGACCGUUUGUCAUUGUCCAAUCAGCUGGCUGGUUCUCAGGAUGAGCUUCCUGUCCGCAGGAUGAAGGACAGCUACAUAGAGGUCCACCUUCCCCUGGGCACAGACCCUACACUUAGAGAGAAAUACCUCAACUACCACAAAGGUGUCAGGUUUGGCCGUAUCCUGGAGGAUCUGGACAGUCUAGCAGUGUUGAUCUGUUACUCUCACACCCAUAACAAGGCACUUCCGAGAUCUCCUCUGUCCAUCGUCACUGCCCUGGUGGACAAGAUAGACAUGAGGAAACACAUCAUCCACCCUGACUGUGACAUCAAGUUCACUGGUCACGUGACCUGGGUGGGGAAGACCUCCAUCGAAGCCAAGAUGCACAUGUCUCAGUACUAUGACGGGGCCUACACUCCAGUUCUAGAUGCUACGUUUGUUAUGGUGGCCAGGGACCCUGAGAACAAGAGGGCAGCGUUUGUUAACCCUCUGAAGCCAGAGGGGCCUGAGGAGGAGGAACUGUUUCAACAGGGAGAGAUCAAUAAGACGCGUCGUAUAGAGCUGAGCACAGCGUCUCUGCUGAAGGUGGCCCCUACUGCUGAGGAGAGGAAGAUCGUACACAGCCUGUUCCUCAACACCCUGGACACCAAGACAGUGAGUUUCCGUAGCAGAGUUCUGCCUCCUAACUCAGUAUGGAUGGAGGAUGCCAAAGUCAAAGGAUUGGAGAUCUGCCAUCCACAGGAGAGGAAUAUCUUUAACAGGAUCUUUGGAGGGUUUCUAAUGAGGAAAGCUUACGAGCUGGGCUGGGCUAACGCAUGCGCCUAUGGGGGGUGUCGGCCUAACCUGGUUGCCGUGGACGAUAUCCUCUUCCAGAAGCCUGUAGAGAUUGGGUCCCUACUCCUGCUCUCGUCACAGGUGUGUUACACACAGGGGAAGUACAUCCAGGUCAGAGUUCAUACAGAGGUUCUUGACCCCCUGACUCGGCAGCACAACACCACUAAUGUCUUCCACUUCACCUUCGUCACAGACAAAGACAUCCCCAACAUAGUGCCACAGAGCUACGGAGAGUCCAUGUUGUACCUGGAUGGAAAGAGACACUUUAACCAGACACUGGAGUCUCAGUGAGACGUGAUGAACACUGACGAACCCUGACCCAACACAACAACUGCCUGCCAAAGCCUUAGUGUCCAGCCACCGCCCCCGCCCUCCUUACCGUACGCUCUGCGUGUUUGUGUGUGUGUCUACUUGCAUGACAAGGUAUCUAUUCAUUUGUU